AUGGAACUUUAUCAAGAUAUUUCAUCAUUAUCAAAAGAAGAUAAACCAUCAUCAACAAUUGUUAAUAUAAUAAAAGAUAAAUAUCGAUCAAUGCCUGGAUUAACAAGUGAAGAUAUGAUUAAAGCAUAUAUGCCAUCACCUAAAGUUCAUAUUACAAAAUGUUUAUUAGAUUCAUCAAGACAACGACAACCUCGUUUUCUAACUUCAUCAAAAAUAUUAACACGACCUGAUUAUUGUGAUAUAUGUUUAACUGGUCAUCAUAGAAGUUCAGCAUGGAUUAGAUAUAAUGAACGAAGAAUUGAAGAAUUACAAAAAAGAAUUGAUUUAAUGUUACAAAUUGAUGAUAUUGAAGAAGCUCAAUUAUUAUUAUCAUCACCAAUUAUUCCAACAACUGCUACAGUUACACAACGUAUUGACAAUAUUCUUUCGAGAAGAUCAAGACAUCCUAGUCUACGUCUCUACGAUUACUAUGGUCUUCUAUCACCUCGUCGAUAUCAAUAUCGUUUACCUCAUCGAUUGAAUCAAUCAUUACCAAAUACACCUCGUCUAUUAAGUCGAUGCACUACACGUUCAACAACACCAGUAUCAAAAUCAGUUCGAAUAUCUACUCAAUCCGUUCCACCACGUAAUACUAUUCAUUGUCGAUCGAGAUCAGCUUCUCGACCACUUGUAUCAAUAUUACGUCAUAGUAGUAGUGUACCAGCUAUUCCUCGAUCAACUAAAUUAGUUGAACCAACACAUAUUUAUCAAAGUAAAGUUGAUGGAAAAAUUUAUGAUCUUAAAGAAUUUACUAUUCCACGAUAUUAUCGAUUGUACAAUGAUGUUAGUUUUCGAGAAAUAUACAAUUUCUCACGUUUACUUGAUGCAUAUUUGGAGACAAAUCGAACAAUUACAAAAGAUUAUUCAACGAUGAUUAAAAAUUUUGCAUUAGAUCAUCUAUUACCGUCUGCUAUAACAAGUGUUUCAUAA
Rotaria sp. Silwood2 is the source of this 969-nucleotide messenger RNA. NCBI's taxonomy places the organism in Eukaryota, Metazoa, Rotifera, Eurotatoria, Philodinida, Philodinidae. The record is from the annotation of a GenBank genome assembly.